GAUCAGAGUAGAGAAAUAUGGCUGAAUUCCUAUGGACUUUUGCUGUGCAAGAAGUGUUGAAGAAAGUAGUGAAACUUUCAGCUGAGCAAAUUGGAUUGGCAUGGGGCUUGGAGGAGGAGCUUUGCAAGUUGACCAACUGGUUACUCAAGGCCGAAGCCAUUUUAUGCGAUAUUAACAGAAAAAAGUUGCAUCAUGAAUCUGUGAGGCUGUGGGUGGAGGAUCUUCAACAUGUUGUUCAUGAAGCCGACGAUUUGUUGGACGAGCUUGUUUAUGAAGAUCUUCGACGAAAGGUGGAAACGGGAGUAAUGAAGAAGGUACGCAAUUCUACUUCACCAUCGCGCAAUCUUAUUAUCUUUCGUCACAAGAUGACUAAGAAAAUUAAGGACAUUAUUGAAACGUUGCGUAAAUGUUACUAUGAGGCAAGUCCUUUAGGACUCGUGGAUGAAGAAUCUGUAGGGGGAGAGCAUAAUGAUCUUAUCCAGAUUCGAGAGACGAUCUCGAAGCUUGAUGAUUUUGAGGUUGUAGGAAGGGAGAUUGAAGUUUCAAGCAUAGUGAAACAAGUGAUCGAUGCUAGCGAACAAAGUUUUACAUCUAUCUUACCAAUUGUGGGUAUGGGUGGACUUGGGAAAUCAACAUUGGCAAAGAUAGUCUUCAAUCACGAGGUGAUCAAAGGACACUUUGAUGAAACGAUAUGGGUAUGUGUGUCUGAACCAUUUUUUAUCAACAAAAUUUUGGAAGCAAUGUUUUAGACGGUAAAGGGUAGUUCUAGUGGGUU
Molecule: messenger RNA, 775 nt
Organism: Momordica charantia (bitter melon)
Lineage: Eukaryota; Viridiplantae; Streptophyta; Magnoliopsida; Cucurbitales; Cucurbitaceae
Source: RefSeq, a predicted model, not a curated record